Molecule: messenger RNA, 2897 nt
Organism: Paramuricea clavata
Lineage: Eukaryota; Metazoa; Cnidaria; Anthozoa; Malacalcyonacea; Plexauridae
Source: the annotation of a GenBank genome assembly
AUGGGUGUAGCACACAAGGUGUGUACUUUUGGGAUUUUGAAAAUCCCUUGGGAUUUGUGGGAAUUUUUAAAGAUUUUGGGGGAUUAUUAGAGAUUUUUUGGGAUUAUUAGGGAUUUAGGGGAAUUUUACAUGGAUUUUGAGGGGGUUUCAUUGGGGGAUAUUCAAGGAUUUUCAGGUAUUUUUUUAGUGGUACACCCUUCGGUAUUAUCAGCUGUGAACUAUUCUUCCUGGAGUUCCAGCAGUUCCAAUUAGAGUCAUCUUUUUUUGAUACAGUGUUACUACAAGAGGAAACCUAAACUAAACUUAUACUGGAUAUCUGUAUCAGUUUUAAACUGUUCUUCAAAGAGGUCCAUUCUCUUAGUAUUGGUAUACUGGAUAUCUCUAUCAGUAUACCAAUAUACAUACAUAUAUAUUAAGAUAUCCAGUGUAGAUAUAUAUAGUCUUAAUCUAUACUGGAUAUCCGUAUCAGUUUUAAACUGUUCUCCAAAGAGGUCCAUUCAUUUAGUAUCGGUCCGAUGUUACUACAGAAGACAACCCAAACUAAACUAUAAUUGGCAACCUCGUAUUACCUGGAAACAAUCUUCGUUGGGAACACUCUUCACUUAUGAUCGAUGUGAAUUUUAUCAAAUCUCGGUCACAAAAGUGAAAAUUACGAAUUCUCAUUGCAAGUACCAAAGUACCCGCUAAAAUAUUGUACCUUGUUUCUUUUAGGAAGCAUGCGCAGUUGGUAUGGAACAUGCUAUUGAUAAAGAUGACAGUGUGAUCACAGCGUACCGAUGUCAUGGCUGGACUUACAUGAGAGGAAAGAGUGCAUUGGAAGUUCUCGCUGAAUUGACUGGUAAAUAUAUUAAGCUAAAUUAACUUUAUCAAUACUGAAUAGCUCUAUCAGGUCUAUUCAUAGCCUAUCGAAGGGAAGAUGGCUGUGAAACUCAUUAGAAUAACAAUAUAACUCAUUAUCUAUGUUAGUCAACGUUUAUUCAUAAAUCUGGUCCUUCGCCGUCACGUGCGUAUUGUAUUUUUGCCAAAUCCACCAAUAGAAAUUUCCAAUUUACCCUAUUGUUCGGGUCAUAGGCAACUUUCCUAAAACAUUGCUAUUGAUUAGUUGGGCAAAAAUACACUACGCACGUGAAUGUGAACGACCAGAUUUAUGAAUAAACGUUGAUUAACAUAGAUAAUGAGUUAUAACUCAAGUACCACUGGACCUUUCCUGGACUUCUAAGGAGAAUAGUUUGAUAGACCAUAGCCUAUCGAAAGCAUGAUGGCUGUGAAACUUAUUAGAAUAACAAUAUAUAGAGAAUAAUACAUGGUGCGCGGGAAUACCAGAUUUAUUUCGAGUGUUGAACAUGGUAUCUCACGAGUGAGCGCAGCGAACGAGUGAGAUAUCAUGUUCAACACGAGAAAUAAAUCUAGUAUUUCCUUGCAAGCAACCAUGUAUUUUUCUGUUUAUUAUAUAAACAAAAUUCAGUGAAAAACAAUAAAACGUCCGUGGCAAUGCGUUUUACAACAAAUGAUAUUUUCACACGUAAAAAUAUCGUAUUUUUUACGUGUGUUUAAGUACGAUUUUUCUCAGUGGCCAAAAACUCUAUAUAACACUUAUGUUUAUAUAAUAAAUUUAACAAAUUAUAAUGAGUUUCACAGCCAUCAUGCCUUCGAUAGGCUAUGGUCUAUCAAAUUGUUCUCCUUAGAGGUCCAGUAAUGGUCCAGUGCAGGUACUUCAGGAGGAAACCUCAGCUAAAUUAACUUCCUUGUGUGUAGGAUAGCUCUAUCAUCGACACUAUUCCUAAGUUACCAUCCAUCGUUCCAGUAUUUCUACAAGAAGAAACCUAAACUAAACUGACUUAUUUAAUCUGGAUAGUUCUAAAACAAUAACGAUUGAUACAACGGGUGGAAAGCGUAAUUUAAAAAUGAAAAUUAAAGCCCAGGAAAUGACUUUCAGACAAGACAUAACAAAAAUAUAUAAUUUAUUGGCUAGUAUUGUUUACAACCUCUUCAGAGCAAAUUGCUCUGAAGAUGUUGUGAACAAUACAACGAAACGUUAGCCAAUAAAUUUUAUAUUUUUGUUAUGUCUUCUCUGAAAGUCAUUUGCUGGAUAGUUCUAUCAGUUCUAAACUGUUCUCUGUAGAGUUCCAGUUAAUGCCAUCCCAUAUUGAUAGGGAAGCGGAAUACUGGAUGCAAUAAUUUACCCCAGCUGGACCUCAUCACAUGCAACUGGGGCGAAAUUAGAAUGAGACAAUGGGCAAUUCCAGCUGUAGACUAAAUUUUGAUCUAGGCAAGAAGAACAAAAUCCAUCACCUCAGCUAGAAAGAGCAUGCAUGUUAAAAUUAGUAAAUUUACAAAGUUUGGUUGCGAAAUGUAAAAUGAGGAAAAUAUAGCCCUGCGAAAUUUGCAAAUUUUGUAUUAAUUUGUAUUACGAACGGGACUUUGCACCACUUUCCACCCAAAUGUGGUGCAUUUUCCCGUGCGUAAUACAAAUGAAUACAAAAUUUGCAAAUUUCAUAGGGCUAUAUUUUCCUCAUUUUACAACAACAUUUCGCAACCAAACUUUGCAAUUUUACUCAUUUUAACAUGCUCUUUCUAGCUGUGGUGAUGAAUUUUGUCCUUCUUGCCUAGAUCAAAAUUUAGCCUAUAGCUAGAAUUACCCAUUGCAUGCUGGUAGACAUACUUAUGUAUUUACCUUUUUUGCAGGUUGCCAAAACUAAUUUGCAGUUAGCCCCAUGUAUACAUUGCGAGUGAACUAGGGUGGGGGUACAUACGCAAAAUUCUGGCGAUUUUCGAAGAGUAAAAACCGUCUUAUUCUUAUUCAAGGCCGUGAGAGUGGUACAACUAGGGGUAAAGGUGGAUCUAUGCAUAUGUAUGGUCAUGAGUUCUAUGGUGGGAAUGGUAUUGUUGGAGCACAG